AUGGGGGCCAUGGCCUGGCUUCUACCAGACCCCACCGCCAAGCCGCCGAAAGAGAACGUCGUGUCGGCCUGCAAGCGGCGUCAAGAGGCCAGUCGUUUUGUCAUCGUCUUGUUGUGCCACGCCGACCACACGGUGACAAUUGCCAGGGUGACACAGCACCACAUCAAGGUCACCCCGGCCACGGAAGACCAAGUCGAAACAGACUUGGGCACUCUCGUUGGCAUUGUCAUUGAGAAGGGGCACACCCACCUCAAACGAGCAGGCACGAAGCGAGCCUUGCUCGGAGGUGGUGGAAGCUUUUGGGGCAACCUCAAGGCCCAGCCCUGGGACCCCCACUUCAUGUGCGGCGGCGGCGCCUGGACUUUGAAGGCGGCGGCCGACAAGUGGGCGUUCUUAAAGGACUGGCUCGUCGUGACUUCGAACAACCCAUGUGGUGAAAAGCUGCAGUUUUGCUUGGCAAGGUGA
Durusdinium trenchii is the source of this 465-nucleotide messenger RNA. NCBI's taxonomy places the organism in Eukaryota, Dinophyceae, Suessiales, Symbiodiniaceae. The record is from the annotation of a GenBank genome assembly.